GUGACGUCACAUCUAAUGUAACAAUCUUUCCCUUCGAAAUGGCAGAGCACGCGAGCUUUCGAAAUCUUCUACGAAAUGCGCCUGAAAAUGCAAAGAAAUUUCUUCAGAUGCAAUUUCAGAAAGUCUGGAACAUGUAUUCAAGUAUGUUGUUGGACGAUCCAGCAAUUUCAACCCGUUUGGAAGCGUUGUUUCGCGUUUCGUCCUAUGUCAUUCCAGGGCGGUUUGUCGCUUCGAAAGAGUUGGGUGAACUUCUAUACGGUCUUUCGAACUUGCUAGCCUUAUUACACGAUUAUAUAUUUCGCUGUAAUCUAAAGCUUCCCAGUUACCCCGGAGCCGAAGAUGAAAAACGGUUACUGAGGUAUCUUUCUGUGAUCGAAAGCGUUGAAGUUUUUCUGGAGAUGGCCGCACAAAGGUUAUGGGGUGAAAUUGGAAAAUGGCUAAUUGUGGUUGUCAUUCAGUUCAGUAAAGUUGCAUUCAGAUUGUUGCUACUAUGCAGAAACAGACCCAAGUUGCAAAAGUACCCCCUGAUACCAUUGCUCAACCGACAACUUGUUUUUCAAGCAAAGAAGAACAAGGAUAUACAGGAGAGAAAUGAGGCACAGAGCUCAAAACAAGAUGAAGAAAAUAUGAAUGAUAUGGAUGAAGAGCAUGUGUGGAAAGGAAAGCGAUCUGGACGAUUUGUGCGUUCUUUAUCAUCAACUCCACCUAAUGGGUUCAGAUCUUGGAAACUUCCAGAGUUCCCAACAACAACAGAAAACCCCACUAUACUUGAUAAAAAGCAAUUUUAUGCUGAACUUUUGUAUGUCAUUCGACCCUUACUUCAUCUGCCAAGUAUGUUUGUGUUUGGAGAGCAAUCUUGGAAGCCUUGGUUGUUUUCAUUGAUUGCAGACAUCACAAGCCUAUCACUUCACACUCAGUCAAACCCCAGGCUGACAGCAUUGGAAAAAACUGAGAUCUCUCGAAGACUUGUUAUCAUGUUGUUUUAUCUGCUGCGAUCACCAUUCUAUGAUCGGCACACCAAAGGAAAGAUCCUGAUGGUAUUAAAUGGCCUUGCCAAUAAUGUUCCAUUUGUGUCAGUUAUAAUUCGGCCAUUGUUAGAAUAUCUCCCAACAUGGCAGAGAACAUAUUUUUAUAACUGGUGUUCCUAGAUUUACUACUCAAAGACAAUAAGGGAAUAGUUGGGACAAAAUAAGGAAAUACAUUGAUUAAGACUUUGUAGAAAAACUGAUUGAUGCGAAUUCUUGUGUAAUUACUACCUAUCAUCUUAUAGUUUUUGUCUUUAAAUAGUAUAUAGUAAUCAUUGUACGUGCAUUAUUAUAAAAGCUGUUAUGCUAAGGCUUUUGUUUCAUUCUGUAAAUGAACAUUUUAACUGUGUAAAUUCAAAAAAAUAA
This is a messenger RNA of Dendronephthya gigantea, 1391 nucleotides long. RefSeq names its product peroxisomal membrane protein PEX16-like. NCBI's taxonomy places the organism in Eukaryota, Metazoa, Cnidaria, Anthozoa, Malacalcyonacea, Nephtheidae. The transcript has a single exon. Gene Ontology annotation, cellular component: peroxisomal membrane. The coding region runs from base 39 to 1148 and encodes 369 amino acids. The record is from RefSeq and is a predicted model, not a curated record. Gene Ontology annotation, biological process: peroxisome organization.